Molecule: messenger RNA, 396 nt
Organism: Candidula unifasciata
Lineage: Eukaryota; Metazoa; Mollusca; Gastropoda; Stylommatophora; Geomitridae
Source: the annotation of a GenBank genome assembly
AUGUCUUACGGUGGAUAUGGGUAUGGCCAACAAGGAGGCUAUGGACAGCCUCAGGCGCCUCAAGGUGUUGAUCCAAAUUGGCUUUCUGGGAUAUUUCAGAGGAUUGACAGGGACAGAAGUGGUGCGAUAUCUGCCAGUGAGCUACAAGUGGCUCUUUCUAAUGGCACGUGGACGCCUUUCAACCCCGAGACUGUGCGUCUGAUGAUUGGCAUGUUUGACAGAGACAACUCUGGCACAAUCAACUUUCAGGAGUUCAUGUCCCUGUGGAAGUACGUGACAGACUGGCAGAACUGCUUCCGUUCCUAUGACAGGGAUAACUCUGGGUCAAUAGACAAAAACGAGCUGAAAACCGCACUGACUGGCUUUGGUAGGUUGUUUAACUUUAUUCGAAUGUGA